Marasmius oreades (fairy-ring Marasmius) is the source of this 1182-nucleotide messenger RNA. RefSeq lists its product as uncharacterized. NCBI's taxonomy places the organism in Eukaryota, Fungi, Basidiomycota, Agaricomycetes, Agaricales, Marasmiaceae. The transcript has 13 exons. Bases 1 to 1182 code for a protein of 393 amino acids. The record is from RefSeq and is a predicted model, not a curated record.
AUGAACAGCCAGAGCCCGGAACAGAUCGCGGAACACAUACGUCUAAUCAAAAUGUUCUCGUUGUCAUCCUUUGUGGUUUUGAUAUAUGACGUUCUUUUGACCUUUGCGGAUGAGGUUGAAUACAUCUGGAAUAUGGAGCGACGCAAGCAUUCGUGGAUGGUUCAAAUACUUUGGUGUGUGAACCGAUACCUUUGGCCACUGGCAUUCAUUGUUAUCAUCGUCACUCAAAGCGAUCCUUACUGGAGUGAGAACGCUUGCCAACGCUACGUGUGGUAUCCACAAAUAAUUCGCCUGCUUGUUACCAUCGCGGUUGGAGUUUACUUCAUCUUAUACCUUAAGGCGGUCCACUUUGGCAACAAAAUUGCGACCACUGUUUCGAGCUUAUUACUCAUUGCAGAAGUUGCGGUGAAGAUUUGGGCUUCUUUGGACAUCGAAGGUGUUCGAUUCCCACACUUCGGAGGGUGUUUCAUGACAUCGAAAAGCCCUCCGAAUCGUCGAUUCGUCUACGGAUAUGUUGCUGAGCUUGUAUUCGAUUCGAUUAUGCUCGCUGCAACGGCGUACCGCUGUUAUCACAUGGGUAUCAAAACCUCAACGCAUAUUCGUGUGAUUUGGGAAGAAAGUAUAUCGUACCUUCCCAUCAUAUUCGUGGUCCAUUUAGCUAACGUUUUGAUAUACACCUAUGCUCCGUUUCACCUCAAGAACAUAAUGACGAGCUAUUCAACACUAGGCUGUAGCGUCGUGGUCUCGCAUAUGGUACUCAAUACUCGCAAGAAAUUGAACCAAUGUGCUUUCUCUUCCUCUGAGGCUCCCCGUGGCAGCUUCGAGACGACGGUCACGAUACAAUUUGCUCAGAAUACGUCGAAGAAAGAAAGCAUGUUUUCAUCGACUAACGACGUUUCGUUUAUCAACAAAGAAUACGUUUCCUCCACGGCGUGCGGAGGUGAGACGGCGUUCUCGGAGAAAGAGAGCAUGUUUUCAUCGACCUUCGACGCUUCUUUUAUCAACAAGGGAUACGUUUCCUCAGCGGCGUGCGGAAGUGAGGUGUCGUUCUCGGAGAAAGGGAGCAUGUUUUCAUCGACUAUCGACGCUUCUUUUAUCAACAAAGAAUACAUUUCCUCAGCGGCGUGCGGAAGUGAGACGGUGUUCUCCUGUGAGAGUAAGGAUUCCGGAACUCUCGUCUGA